UGGACACACUGGAAGUGUCACGUUGUUGUGCAUUAGGGAUCAUCUCAUACUUGUUAGUAACUGUUUUUAUUACAGUUAGAUGCUUUGUUGAAAUGAAUGAGUGACCGUCAUGAAUCAGGACAAUGAGGGGGAUUUACAGUCUCAAAUUGAAGAGGUUGAAGCACUGUCAUCCAUUUACGGUGAUGAAUGGUGUGUCAUAGAUGAGGCAUCCAGAAUAUUUUGCAUUAAAAUAUCCGACGAUAUGGAGGAGCCCAAAUUGACUGCAUGUCUGCAGAUAAUUCUCCCGCCUGAUUAUCCCAGCGAUGCCCCGCCGAUCUACCAGAUCAAUGCCAGCUGGUUGCGAGGCCCUGAGAGGGCCAAAUUAUCAAACAGCUUAGAAGACCUCUACGCGGAGCAUGCAGGAGAAAGUAUCCUCUACAUGUGGGUGGAGAAAAUCCGAGAGUUCCUCAUAGAGAAAUCCAAGGAUUCAGGAACAGUGAAUCAGCCUGACAAAGUGAAUCUAACUGCUGAAGACCUUGAUGAGGAUGCUGAUAAUUUACCAGACUUCAGUGGCCUCAAACUGAACGACAGCCUUCAUCACUUCUUAGACCAUCCACAUGAAGACGAAGAGACUCCUCCGAUAAAACAUGGAGUUUGCAUCACUGACCGACGAAGUACCUUCCAGCCUCAUUUAGCCCAAGUGGUGACGCCCAGACAGGUGAAAAUGGUUCUGGAGAAGCUGUACGAGAACAAGAAAGUAGCGAGUGCCACACACAACAUUUACGCCUACAGAAUUUUCUGCGAAGAUAAGCAAAGCUUCCUUCAGGACUGUGAAGAUGACGGGGAAACUGCGGCAGGGGGGAGAUUACUCCAUUUACUGCAGCUCUGCCAACGGAGUCUAUAUCCUGGAGGACUGGAGACGAGAAGCACCUGCUGCGACCUGCUGUGGUGUCGGAACGUCUGACACGCAGGCGAAAACAGCUCAUUUUGAGCGCUUCAAUAAGCAUGAUAAAUAAAAGUAGUGAGGAGUUCAUGAAUCAAGAUCAGAACAUUGCCUAUUUUGUUUCAUGAGUCAGUCUCGAUGGUGGACCCCGUUUUCAAAACUAGUUUAGAAGCGAUCCUCAUGCAUUUUUAAGCACCACUGACCUUUCUAUAGCGCAAACAGCUCCGCUGUCCCUGCGGCGUAGUGAAGCUGUUUGCGCCGUACUUUGUGGCAAGGAUGGUUUUGAGAACUCACUGGCUUCUGCUAAUUUUCCUGUGAACUGAAAAGACUCCUACAGUGCGAAAACAGCUUAAGACCACCAGAAGUGUCUCAAUUUUGUUUGUCAUCGGCAGUUUGAAGCAACUGCACUUCCUGUUUGAAACAUCUGAACAAGAAAGAAAAUGUGAACGUGAAGACCUAAAUGUGAGACGUCUUCCAUUUGCAGUGAAUUGUUCUCCAAGUUCUUCUUUUGAAUAUAAGAGAUGGUUAAAAGAAUUCCAGGGACAGUGGAGAUUCGUUGAUGUGUUUUUGUGUCCACUGCUGAGAUGUGUGGCCGCUGUUUAUUCUGUUAAAUAGACAGACUUUCCAUGGUCUGUGUUUAAUUAACAAGCACUUAUUUAGACUAAUUAACAGAAGCACUUAUCAGUUAUAAACAUCUCUGGUGCAGUUUCAGCUCUUCCCUGUGGAUGUCUGAGAUCCAAAUUGCCUCCUCUCAACUCCUAAUAAACUCCUAACCCUUUUUCCAUCAACUCCUUGUAGAACCGUGUUCCUCCUGAACCGCGGAGUGAAAGUCAAAAGCUGCCAUUUCUUCUGCUUUUGGUCCCAGCUGACAGAUGAGGGAUUUAUUUGGGUCUAUAUCUGCCACAUCUGAAAGCUUAACUGAUUGAAGUUUAUUUAUAUGGAGCAGCACAUAUGGAGACACGC
Molecule: messenger RNA, 1885 nt
Organism: Synchiropus splendidus (mandarinfish)
Lineage: Eukaryota; Metazoa; Chordata; Actinopteri; Syngnathiformes; Callionymidae
Gene: impact
Product: impact RWD domain protein
Exons: 10
Coding region: 110-943 (277 amino acids)
Biological process (GO): regulation of translational initiation
Cellular component (GO): cytoplasm
Molecular function (GO): protein binding
Source: RefSeq, a predicted model, not a curated record